ACAGCCCAAUGGCGAGCGACUCGAUGGGCACUCACCCAAUGGCUCUGGAGCUGGGCGGAGUCCUGCGCCACGAGGCUUGCUGACAAUCGUGCCGGCAUUUCUGCCCGUGCUUGGGCAUUUCUGCCAACGUGGGAAGAAGUUGUAGAGCAAGCGGAAUUUAAACCCAAAGUGCCAGCAGGGUACCAGAAGGAUGGGGCCCGCACCUGCGGGAGCGCAGCAUCGCGGAACUGCUGAGGAGCCGGAGAUGAUGGAGUCAGCUCUCGAAGGCCCAGUCAAGGAGGGGAAAAGGGAAUCCUCAAAGAAGCGUCCAGUGGCUGGGUCUCCAGUGGGUCUUCUGCAGCCAGUGAAACUCAGCCGGGCAGAACUGUACAAGGAGCCUACCAAUGAGGAGCUGAAUCGCCUUCGGGAGACUGAAAGUCUGUUCCAUUCCAGCUUGCUCCGAUUACAGGUAGAGGAGCUACUAAAGGAAGUGAGGCUAUCAGAGAAGAAGAAGGAGCGGAUUGAUGCUUUCCUACGGGAGGUCAACCAGCGGAUCAUGAGGGUGCCCCCAACCUCUGAGACAGAGCUGACAGACCAGUCAUGGCUCCCGAAUGGAGUUCGAGUCCCCCUCCACCAAGUACCCUAUACUGUGAAGGGCUGCUUCCGCUUCCUGGCCCCAGCCCAGGUCACUGUUGUGGGCAGUUACCUUCUGGGCACCUGCAUCCGGCCAGACAUCAAUGUGGAUAUGGCAUUGACCAUGCCCAGGGAGAUCCUCCAGGACAAGGAUGGCUUGAACCAACGCUACUUCCGCAAGCGCGCCCUCUACCUGGCUCACUUGGCUCACCACCUGGCCCAAGACCCACUCUUUGGCAGCGUUCACUUUUCCUACACCAGUGGCUGCCACCUGAAACCCUCACUGCUGCUGCGGCCGCAUGGGAAGGACAAGCACUUGGUCACUGUACGUCUGCAUCCAUGCCCUCCACGUGAGUUCUUCCGCCUGUGCCGCCUGCUGCCUUCCAAGAACAACGUGCGCUCUGCCUGGUACCGAGGGCAGAGUCUGUCGGGGGAUGGUAGCCCAGAACCCCCUACCCCUCACUAUAACACGUGGGUCCUGCAGGACACGGCCCUUGAGUCCCACGUGCAGCUGCUGUCAACCAUGCUGGGCACAGCCUCGGGGCUGAAGGAUGGUGUGGCACUUCUGAAGGUCUGGCUGCGGCAGCGGGAACUGGACAAGGGCCUGGGAGGGUUCAGCGGGUUCAUUGUCUCCAUGCUGGUUGCCUUCCUUGUGUCCACGCGCAAGAUCCACACCACCAUGAGCGGCUACCAGGUCCUGAGAAGCAUCUUGCAGUUUCUGGCCACCACAGAUCUGACAGUCAAUGGGAUCAGUUUAUGUUCCAGCUCAGAUCCCUCCUUGCCGGCUCUGGCUGACUUCCACCAGGCCUUCCCUGUUGUCUUCCUGGACUCCUCAGGCCAUCUCAACCUCUGUGCGGAUGUCACUGCCUCCACUUACCGCCAGGUGCAGCACGAGGCACAGCUCUCCAUGGCGCUGCUGGACAGCAGAGCUGACGAUGGGUUCCAGCUGCUGCUGAUGACCCCCAAACCCAUGAUCCGGGCUUUUGACCACAUACUGCAUCUCUGUCCACUGAGUCGCCUUCAGGCAGCAUGCCACCGGCUAAAGCUGUGGCCAGAGCUGCAGGAUCACGGCGGAGACUAUGUCUCAGCUGCUUUGGGCCCACUGACCACUCUGCUGGAGCAGGGCCUGGGGUCUCGGCUGCACCUGCUGGCUCACUCUCGGCCCCCAGUCUCAGAGUGGGACAUCAGCCAGGAUCCGCCGAAGCAUAGAGACUCCAGGGUCCUGACCCUGGGACUGCUCCUCCGGCCUGAGGGACUGACCAGUGUUCUUGAGCUGGGUCCAGAGGCUGACCAGCCCGAGGCCGCUGCCUUCCGCCAGUUCUGGGGAUCUCGCUCAGAGCUUCGGCGUUUCCAGGAUGGAGCCAUUCGGGAAGCUGUGGUCUGGGAAGCAGCCUCUCUGGCCCAGAAGCGACUUAUUCCCCACCAGGUGGUCACUCACCUCUUGGCGCUCCAUGCUGACAUUCCAGAUACCUGUGUCCACUAUACAGGGGGCUUCCUGGAUGCACUGAUCCAAGGCCUGAAAGAGACUUCAAGCACAGGAGAGGAGGCCCUGGCAGCUGCUGUGCGUUGCUAUGAUGACCUCAGCCGCAUGUUGUGGGGACUGGAAGGUCUCCCGCUGACUGUGUCUGCUGUGCAGGGAGCCCACCCAGUGCUGCGCUACACUGAGGUUUUCCCACCAACCCCAGCCCGGCCAGCCUGCUCCUUCUACGAGCACCUGCGAGAGCGGGCCUCGCUGCUGCCCCGGCCUGACAAGCCCUGUCCAGCCUACGUGGAGCCCAUGACUGUGGUGUGUCACCUGGAGGGCAGUGGUCAGUGGCCACAGGAUGCUGAGGCCAUACGGAGGGUCCGGGCUGCCUUCCAGCUGCGCCUGGCUGAGCUGCUGAUGCAGCAGCAUGGGCUGCAGUGCCGCGCCACGGCCACGCACACCGAUGUCCUCAAGGAUGGGUUCGUGUUCCGGAUUCGUGUGGCCUAUCAGCGGGAGCCCCAGAUCCUGAGGGAGACGCGGAGCCCCGAGGGGAUGAUCUCACUGAGGGACACGCCUGCCUCCCUCCACCUCGAGAGGGACACAAAGCAGCUGCCUCUGCUGACCAGUGCCUUGCAUGGGCUCCAGCAGCAGCACCCAGCCUUCUCUGGGGUGGCUCGGCUGGCCAAGCGGUGGGUGCGAGCCCAGCUUCUGGGUCAAGAGUUCACUGACGAGAGCCUGGACCUGGUGGCUGCUGCCCUUUUCCUGCACCCUGAGCCCUUCACCCCUCCCAGCUCCCCCCAGGUGGGCUUCCUUCGGUUCCUUUUCCUGGUCUCAACCUUUGAUUGGAAGAACAACCCCCUUAUUGUCAACCUCAACAAUGAGCUCACAGCGGAGGAGCAGGUGGAGAUCCGCAGUGUCUUCCUGGCAACUCGGACACAACUCCCUGUGAUGGUCAUCAUCACCCCCCAAGAUCGCAAAAGCUCUGUGUGGACACAGAAUGGACCCUCACCUCAGAUCCUGCAGCGGCUUGUGGUCCUGGCAGCCGAGGCCUUGCCUGUCCUAGAGAAGCAGCUAAUGGAUCCCCGGGGGCCUGGGGACAUCAGGACAGUGUUCCGGCCACCCUUGGACAUGUACGACGUGCUGAUCCGCCUGACUCCCCGCCACAUCCCCCGGCACCGCCAGGCUGUGGACUCUCCAGCUGCCUCCUUCUGCCGAGGCCUGCUCAGCGAGCCGGGGCCCUCCUCCCUGAUGCCUGUGCUGGGCUACGAUCCUCCUCAGCUCUAUCUGGCACAGCUUAGGGAGGCCUUUGGGGACCUUGCCCUUUUCUUCUAUGACCAGCAUGGUGGAGAAGUGAUCGGGGUCCUCUGGAAGCCCACCAGCUUCCAGCCCCAGCCCUUGAAGGCUUCCAACGCAAAGGGGCGCAUGGUGGUGUCUCAAGGUGGGGAGCUGGUGAUGGUCCCCAACGUAGAAGCCAUCCUGGAGGACUUUGCCAUCUUGGGUGAAGGCCUGGUCCAGGCCGUGGAGGCACGGAGUGAGAGGUGGACUGUGUGAUCUCCAGCCCAGGGGCGAGCUGUAGGUGGACAGCAGGGCUUCAGACCCCUGGAGCAAGAUGUCAAUGGCGUAACCACCCUCACUGCAUAUGGACCCUCCAAGGAGGGCUUGCUGGCCUGAACAUGUCCCCAAGAAAGUCCUGUCCCAAUUUUCUGUCUGACGCUUCAACACUGGGGCAAGGGCCAUGUGUCCUCUGGAAUCCCCUGGGCAGACCAUCUGAACUCCCAGAAGAGGAGUGGAAAUCAUCUCAGAGGGGGAACUGAAUGAACCCAGAGAGCCACCUACCUGUCAGCCUGGCCCGGACUUUUUUUUUUUUUUUUUUUUAAUGUUCACAUGCAUCCACCCAG
Phacochoerus africanus (Common warthog) is the source of this 3975-nucleotide messenger RNA. RefSeq names its product nucleolar protein 6 (gene NOL6). Lineage: Eukaryota; Metazoa; Chordata; Mammalia; Artiodactyla; Suidae. Gene Ontology annotation, cellular component: UTP-C complex; CURI complex; small-subunit processome. The transcript has 26 exons. The coding region runs from base 191 to 3628 and encodes 1145 amino acids. The record is from RefSeq and is a predicted model, not a curated record. Gene Ontology annotation, biological process: tRNA export from nucleus; rRNA processing.